UGAGGACAGAGAGAGCUCUCUAAACCACUCACGCCCAAAGGGCUGGUGGGAUUCCCCAUUGUUCCUCCUGGCUCACACAAUACCUGCCCCGCCACUAUUACUUACCGAAUCCUUUGAGUGACAAUUUCAUGCCCACAUUUCCGUAGCCAUUUUGGCCCAAGCGGCUCAGGCACCAGAUUGUCUCCAACCUGUAGUGCUUCCCCGCGGAGCUCGACACAGAGCCGAAAUGGGUGACGAUGAUCAAAAGAAGAAGCGCACCUUCAAGAAAUACUCUUUCCGUGGCAUUGACCUCGACAAGCUUUUGGACCUCAGCAACCAGGAACUCAUGGAGCUCUUCCGCGCCCGCCAGCGCCGCAAGUUCAGCCGAGGCAUCAAGCGGAAGCCCAUCGCCCUCCUCAAGAAGCUGCGGAAGGCGAAGCGCGAGACUGCCUACGGCGAGAAGCCAGAGGCCGUCAAGACCCACCUGCGCAACAUGGUGAUCGUGCCCGAGAUGAUCGGGAGUGUGGUGGGCGUCUACAACGGCAAGCAGUACAUCAACGUGGAGGUCAAGCCGGAGGCGAUUGGCCACUACCUGGGGGAGUUCUCCAUCACGUACAAGCCCACGAAGCACGGCCGCGCUGGCAUGGGGGGCAAGAUGAGCUUCAUCCCGCUGAAGUGAUCGCGCGGUGCCGGCACCACCGUCUCGCCUCUGGAUCCAGCGGGCGCAGUCGUGGGCGACAGGGAGAUACCAAGAGAGCCUUACACCACCCCGCUCUGUCCCCAUCACUCUGCUGACGCUGUCCCUCCAAUUCCCCCUGCAGAGGGCGGUUGUGCACCACCCUCCCUGGCCAGGGCCAUCCUGGGCCCCACGAUGGCCGCCAGUGAGAGGCCUCGUGGCCGAGACCGUGAGGUCUUGGGCUCCCACUGGGGGCCCUGGGAUGGCCCUGGCCAGGGACGGUCGUGGUGCACAGCUGCCUUCUGCGUACAUCAACUCCCGUCCCCCCCCCUCACCCUCCCCACCCCGCCCCACCGCUGUCCUUCC
Molecule: messenger RNA, 1021 nt
Organism: Prorocentrum cordatum
Lineage: Eukaryota; Dinophyceae; Prorocentrales; Prorocentraceae
Source: the annotation of a GenBank genome assembly